Molecule: messenger RNA, 863 nt
Organism: Pimephales promelas (fathead minnow)
Lineage: Eukaryota; Metazoa; Chordata; Actinopteri; Cypriniformes; Leuciscidae
Product: myb/SANT-like DNA-binding domain-containing protein 7
Source: RefSeq, a predicted model, not a curated record
AUCGUCAACAUUCACUGCGUCAUCAUUGCACGCGCCAGAGUAUCCAGGCGAUCCAGGCUAACCCCGCCAUUUUUAAAUAGUUUGUCCAGCGAUAAUUACUACUAUGGCUACUCUGAAGAAAACGCCGUGGUCAAACGAGGAGGUGCAGACUUUCCUGUGUGUGGUUGCCGAAGAGAGGAUCCAGCGAGAGCUUGAUGGGGCAACCAGGAAUGAAAAAGUUUAUAAAGAAGUCUCCGAACGGCUGUUCAAGCUCGGCUACAACAGGACUUUCCGGCAAUGUAGAGACAAGUUAAAAAAACUGAGAAGUAACUACAGAGCUGUAAAGGACGCACACAACGGCCGCAGUGGUUCAAAUCGAAAAAGCUGGAAGUGGUAUGAACAGAUGGACGGUAUCUACGGACACAGAUCGAGCAACGGGAGGGAGGAGGGUGGACAUAGACCGGAGAGCAACGCGAGGGAGGGUGGACUUGACUCGGCCACCAGUUUGUUGGAGGCGCCGAUGGAGGAUGGACGGAGGAAACGACGCAGGGAACCGGAACACCUGACCGUCCUGAGGGAGAUGCAGACAUCGGAUGUCGAGCAGCAGGAGUUGAACCGGGCGCAGCGGGAGCGCCAUUUCCAGAUGACACUCGAAGAUGCAGCACAAGCCCGAGAACUAGAAGCGGCUUUAAGGAGAGAGGAGAUCGCAGCUAUGGCGUCCUUCAACCAGGCCUUUCUGGGAACCCUGAACCAGCUUGUCCAGGCACUGAACCGGCGGGAUGCUGUUCCACCGCCCCUGGACUGAAACGCCUUAGUUUAUUUAAAUUUAAUGUUUGCACUACAUGUAACAUAUGUAUAUAGUUGGAUGUGUGGAUUUAUAUAUU